Colletotrichum gloeosporioides is the source of this 2493-nucleotide messenger RNA. RefSeq lists its product as uncharacterized. Gene Ontology annotation, molecular function: catalytic activity; protein binding. The transcript has 5 exons. Gene Ontology annotation, biological process: nucleoside metabolic process. The coding region runs from base 1 to 2493 and encodes 830 amino acids. The record is from RefSeq and is a predicted model, not a curated record. Lineage: Eukaryota; Fungi; Ascomycota; Sordariomycetes; Glomerellales; Glomerellaceae.
AUGGCAAGCUCACGGCCCAGUCGCCGCGAAGACUUUACCGUGGCAUUGAUUUGUGCCAUUCCCAUCGAAUUUGAUGCCGUCGCGCUGGCUUUCGAUGAAAUUUGGCCAGGAAACCAAUUCGGCAAGGCACCCGGCGACUACAAUUCAUACACUCUGGGUCGAAUGGGCAGUCAGAAUGCCGUGCUCGUUCUGCUGCAUAAGAUGGGCAAGACGAGCGCGGCAAGUGCGACGACCAGUCUUCGACAUAGCUUUCCAUCUGUCAAUCUAGCCUUCCUUUGCGGCGUUUGCGGCGGAGUGCCCAGUCCAAGCCCCGACGUCGAGAUUCUACUAGGAGACGUGAUCAUCAGUGAGAGCGUCGUUCAGUAUGACUACGGCCGUCAGUAUCCCUCAAAUUUGGUCCACAAAAACACUGCCAGUGAUGUGUUGGGGAUGCCCGUCAAAGAAAUCCGAGCAUUUCUCACUCGUCUGAAGACGGAUUUCGGGCGCGACGAACUGCGCAAUCAAAUCUCUAAUGCGAUGGCACAAGUCCAGCGGAAGACUGUGGAAAAUGACCCUUGCUCGAAGUAUGUUCAUCCUGGUAUCGAGCAAGAUGUUCUUUUCCAAGCGGACUACCUUCACAGACAUCGGCACCAGCAGAACUGCAGCUGCAGUCAGGAUAGCGUUUGCGACGAAGCCAUCAAAGCGUCCUGCGCGGAUUUGCAGUGUGAUCCAGAAGCUCACUUACCCAGAAAGCGUCUCGAUGCCCAGAACCGAAGAAAACGCGGGCAAGAUUCUAUCUCGGACCUUUUGAAAUCACCGCCACGAGUAUUUGUCGGCACAGUGGGCUCAGGAGAUACCGUAAUGAAAUCCGGGAAACACCGCGAUCGAAUGGCGCAGCAACAUGGUAUUAUUGCCUUCGAGAUGGAGGGCGCCGGCGUAUGGGACGAGAUUCCCUGCAUAAUUGUCAAGUCGGUCUGCGACUAUGCCGACAGUCACAAGAACAAAGAAUGGCAGGGCUUUGCAUCUGUGGCGGCUGCUUCCGCAACCAAGGCGAUUUUCAACAUGUACAACUUCGCUGCAGUACCAACAGCCACGACACAUGUCUCCCAAGCUUCAGAGACACCAAGUCCAGCUUUCAUUGUCCCCUACACUGAAAAUCCAGAUUUUGUUGGCCGCUCAGAAAUCCUCGAACGGGUGAAAGAUCUUUUUGGUCACAGCGAUACUUAUCAUCGCCCUGGCAGCAAGCCACGCUCUAGAGUCGCCCUUCAUGGUCUUGGUGGAGUCGGAAAAACACAAAUCGCUCUGGCCUACUGUUACUGGUUCAAGGAGAGGUUUCAAGACGCUUCCAUCUUUUGGAUCCAUGCGAGUAACGUCGAACGAUUCCAGAAGGCGUUCAGUGAUAUUGCUCGAGAAUGUGAAAUUCCUGGACAUAACGACAAAGGAGUUGAUAUCUUUAAAAUCGUCAAAGGAUGGCUGGAGAAUAGGCGGCGAGGCCGAUGGCUCCUCGUAAUCGAUAAUGCCGACGACACGGAGGUCUUCCUCCCCUCAAACCCCACCGCCGAAGCCGGUCCUCGAACAACCAGCUUAGGACAUUCCAUACCCGAAUGUUCCCAUGGAUCAGUCCUCAUCACCACAAGAAAUAAGCAGGCAGGCCUGAAGCUUACUCGGGGAAACCCGCCGCCUAUUGAGAUUCAAAGGAUGACUGACACAGAAACUACUCAGCUAUUGCGCACACUGCUUGGAGAUGAAAGUGUGACGCCUGCAGAAGCGUCACUUCUAUCAUCACGUCUUGAACAUCUACCCCUAGCUCUUUCGCAGGCAGCAUCUUUUAUCCUUGAGAACUCAACAUCUAUCAAGGCUUAUGUCGGGCUCCUGGACAAAAGCGACUCCAGUAUGAUCGACCGCCUGAGCGAGCCAUUUGAAGCAGUCGGACGAGAUACUGAGACCCCUCAUGCAUUGACAGCCACAUGGGCCAUCUCUUUCAAGCACAUUGAGCAACAGAAACGUAUGGCAAGCAACGUGUUGUAUUUGAUGAGCUUCUUUGACCGUCAGGCUAUACCAAAGCAAUUUGUCUGGGAUUACUGCAAUGAAAAGCUACGGAAAGCGUCAUCCUCCGACGAUGGCUCAGACCUGGCUGAAGAUUCCAAAAAACAUUUUCAAGUUGACACUGAUUUGGAGGUCACCCAAGCCCUAGGGGUUCUCCAGGCAUUUUCCCUCAUCUCCAAGGCUGAGAACCCUGAUACGCUACGGGCUGUCCACGAAAUUGUCGACGUAUACCGUCGGACUGGUCGAUUAGAAGAGGCACAAGAGCUCUGCACAAGUCUCGUUGAGCUCACAAGCAAGGUCAGAGGCGAAGAGCAUCCUACCACGCUGAGUCGAUUCUCGGAGAAAAUCAUCCUCGGACUACUUCUGUUCUCGGGAGGCUUCGGAGCAUAUACCAUGAUAUGGGUCGCGUCGAAGAAGAGAAAAGGCUGUGCCGAAGGCUAUCGGAAGCCCAAGAAGGGUCUUAAGUGA